GGAAUGAACGAUCCAAUGGAGCAAAGUAAUGCACGAUGGGAGUGGUUCCGUUAUGAGGUCACCGUGAGGGUCUGAUUGAACAGGGGGCGCAGCAGCAGGCGGAGAGUUGCACUGGAUGAUGAUAAACAUGAGAGAGAGAGAGAGAGAGAGAGAGAGAGAGAGAGAGAGAGAGAGAGAGAGAGAGCGAGACAGAUAGAGAGACACACACUGAAUAUGCGAUAGCAAGAAACAGUUUAUUUCAAUUAGGCUGGUAAAGCGAAUCUCGGAUAGGAAGGUGACCAGAGGAUUGCGCUUCUACGCGAGGGAACAUAUAUUAUAGAGCCGUUCUGUUGCAGUUACAGACGAGCUGAGCAGGAAGAAUUCCCUUGCUUUCUGAGAGCGAGAAGGAGUGACUCUGAGACAAUGAGACAUAAGAACAGUGAAGAAAGUUUCAAUUUCUAAAGCAAACUGAAACUCACGACUACAGCGCGGAACACAGAAACCAUGCACUCUAUAUACAGUGUGGGGUAAUUGCCGUUUCAUGCGCAUUUUAACGGAGUGUUUUCUUUCCUGGUUUACAAGAACCAGGACAAAAGUUUAUCUAACGGAACGUAUAACAACAUACAGCAAAAAUCUAGACUGUUUAACGGAACGUUGAGCCUUUUAGAAGAACUGUGGUGUUCUUCGCAUUGCAUAGCUUAGCUGGUAUUCUCUACCUCGCUGGACUGGUGAUUUGUGGGUCCGCGGGCGGGUUGUGGAUAUAUAUAUUUUUUUUCUCCCAUGGCCUCUGCUAGGAUGUACUUUAUAACGAGAUGCAUCUUAAUAUCCAUGAUUUGGAAGAGCAACCGGGCUCUUUUAUGUCUGCCGUGUGAUGAAUCUAAAUGCGAGGAGCCAAAGCAUUGCUCUGGCGCCGUGGUGCUCGGUAUCUGCGGCUGCUGCUCCGUCUGCGCCAAACAGAAAAACGAGAGCUGCGGUGGUGUCUACGGUCUGUACGGGACUUGUGACCGGGGGCUCCGGUGCGUGAUCAGACCGCCGCUGAACGGUGGAUCCAUCACGCAGUAUGAAGUCGGAGUCUGUGAAGAUGAAAACUGGGACGACGACCAGUUGUUGGGAUUUGAGCCGUGCAACGAGAACCUGAUCACGGGCUGCAACAUCAUUGAUGGGAAGUGUGAGUGUGACAGCAUACGGACCUGCAACAACCCCUUUGAGUUCCCCAGCCAGGACGCAUGCCAGGCCGCUCUGAGGAAGAUUGAAGAGGAGCGGCCUGACUGUUCCAAGGCGCGGUGUGAGGUGCAGUUCUCACCCCGCUGCCCUGAGGACUCGGUGCUAAUCGAAGGCUACGCACCCCCUGGAGAGUGCUGUCCCCUGCCCAGCCGCUGUGUCUGCAGCCCUGCAGGGUGCCUGAGGAAGGUGUGCCAGCCUGGAUACCUCAACAUUCUGGUGUCCAAGGGCUCUGGGAAGCCUGGAGAAUGCUGCGAUCUAUACGAGUGCAAACCAGUGUUUAGUGUGGACUGCAGCACAGUGGAGUGCCCUCGUGUCCAGCAGGUUCAGUGUCCACCUGACAGCUAUGAGACCCAGGUGCGUCUCACCGCAGACGGCUGCUGCACCCUUCCCACCAGGUGUGAGUGUUUGCCCGGCCUGUGUAGGUUCCCGCAAUGCACUGCCGGGAGCUCCCCCGAGGUGGUCUUCCACGGCAACGGUAACCCCGGGCAAUGCUGUGAUGUGUACGAGUGCAUCAACGAGACCAAACCAGCGUGCAGCUUCAACGGGUCGGAGUACCAUGACGGAGACAUGUUCCGAAUGGAUGCCUGCCGCUUUUGUCGAUGUCAGGGAGGGGUGUCGGUGUGCUUCACCGCCCAGUGUGGCAUCUUGCACUGUGAACGCUACUACGUCCCUGAGAGGGAGUGCUGCCCUGUCUGUGAAGACCCCAUCUACCCAGUGCUGAACUUUGCCGGUUGCUACGUGAGCGGGGAGAUCCUCGCACACGGAGACCACUGGCGUGAAGACGACUGUACGUUCUGCCAGUGUGUGAGCGGCAAUGCCCGGUGUGUGGCUGCCGCCUGCGGGCACAGCUGCCUCAACCCUGUGACUGUACCAGGAGAGUGCUGCCCAGUGUGUGAGGAGCCCACCUACAUCACGAUGGCGCCCCCUACCUGUCAGUCAUUAGAGAACUGCUCCCUGUCUGAGAAGGACUGCUUAUACGGAUUCCGACAGAACCUGAACAGCUGUCGCACCUGCCACUGCAAGACACGAGAAGAGCUGUGCAGUGCCCUGACCUCUGACUGUACCCUGAAGUGUCCAUUCGGCCUGCAGACAGAUGCCCACGGCUGUGACGUAUGUCAGUGUCGCCCCAGACCCAAGAAGUGUAAGGCUGUGGUUUGUGACAAGGCCUGCCCCUUCGGAUUCAUAAAGAACAAGCAUGGUUGUGACAUCUGCCGCUGUAAGAAGUGUCCAGAGUUACCUUGUGACAAACCCUGUCCAAUGGGCUUCCAGCAGGACGAGUUGGGCUGCCUGAAGUGCCAGUGCAGAGACCAGAGCUCCUCAUCAGUCGCCCCAUCAGUGAAAAAGGGCUCAUGUCUGUCCAUGGAUGGAAGACGGCACGAGAAUGGGGAGAACUGGCAUGAUGGCUGCCGGGACUGUUACUGCCACAGUGGCAGGGAGAUGUGUACCCUCAUCUCGUGCCCCGUGCCAGCCUGCGACAGCCCUGCCAUACGGACUGGACAGUGCUGCCCAUCCUGCCCAGAUGAGCCUAGCUCCCACAAGCCAGACCUGGGGGACUCGUCAGUGUGCCUGGCCCCGGGGGGAGAGUACUUUGUGGAGGGGGAGACGUGGAACAUCGACGCCUGCACCCAGUGCACCUGUCACAGUGGGCGUGUCCUGUGUGAGACAGAGGUGUGCCCGCCCUUGCUCUGCCAGAGUCCAAUCAGAACGCAAGACUCCUGCUGCCCUCACUGCCCAGACGAGCCCAUCACUCCCCAAUCUCCCAGUAAUGACAGCAUGCCCAGCUACUGCAGGAACGAGGAGGGAGACAUCUUCCUGGCCGCAGAGUCCUGGAAGCCCAACACUUGCUCCAGCUGUGUGUGUCUGGACGGUCAGAUCAGCUGCUUCUCAGAGUCCUGCCCACCUGUUGGCUGUGCCAGGCCCGUGCUACGCAAAGGACAGUGCUGCCCCUAUUGCCUCGAUACCACACCGCGAGCCGUGUGCCACUUCAAUGGGAAGACAUAUGCAGACGAGGAGCGCUGGGACAUAGACAGCUGUACACACUGCUACUGCCUUCAGGGACAGACCCUCUGCUCUACUGUCAGCUGCCCCGCCCUGCCUUGCCACCAACCCACCAUAGUGGAGGGCAGCUGCUGCCCCAUGUGUUCAGAGAUGUACGCACCAGCCCCCACCAACGUGCCCAUCGAGAAGACAGACCAGCAUGGAGACAGGAACCAGGCUGCCUGGCCCACACGCAGUGAAAAUGACAUCAUGCCCCAGUUCAGAGGGGACUUUGGUAGUCUCCAAAUGCCCUAUCUGGAUGGGAAGACCCCAGUUCCCAGUGAGGACACCAAACUGCACUCUGUGGCUUGGGUGGCACUGCCCAUCGUCAUGAUGCUCUUCACCAUCACAGCUCUGCUCUACGUCAACCAGAAGAAGCAGUGGAUCCCUGUGCUCUGCUAUCGCACCCCCACUAAGCCCACCUGCCUCAACAACCAGUUGGUGUAUGUUGACUGCCAGAAAGGUACCAAGGUGCAGGUGGACAGUUCGCAGCGCAUGCUCCGGAUCGCCGACCCUGAUUCUAGGUACAGCGGUUACUACAGCAUGCAGAAACAAAACAACUUCAACAACCUGCAGGCCGACAACUUCUACCAGACUCAGUGAGACAGACUGGCCUCGCCUCGUGUCCUGUACUCAGCAGUCAGCAAGCAGCCAAAACCAGAGAGAGAGAGAGAGAAUGAGAGAGCACCUUACCUACAGUACCUUCAGAACAACUAUGACUUACCACAGACAGACAAAGACAUGUCACCAAACCUAUAAGAUGACAAGAUCACUAGCAAACUAGCAAAGAUCACUCCAAACAAAAAAAGAACAGACAGACAAUUGACAAUGUCCUCAAGAUUAAUAACAAACCAAACAAAAUAGAAUAGAAUUAGGAUUAUGAUGACACAAUGGGAGAACCAGAAUCUAGACUUUCCCUAGAUUAUUAUUAUAAAAAAUGAUUGUGAGUGAUUGUGAGUGAGUGUUACGUGUGUGUGUGUGUGUGUGUGUGUGUGUGUGUGUGUGUGUGUGUGUGUGUGUGUGUGUGUGUGUGUGUGUGUGUGUGUGUGUGUGUGUGUGUGUGUGUGUGUGUGUGUGUGUGUGUGUGUGUGUGUGUGUGUGUGUGUGUGUGUGUGUGUGUGUGUGUGUGUGUAAAGUUAGAUAUGAAGCUUUGGGAUUAGGACAAACUGGGUAUUUUUCAAGCUAUGGUAUUUUCCUGCAUUCCUGCUUCCUUGAAAAAGGCCUUUGAAGAGAUAAACCGAAUAAUCCAAGCUAUUGUUUUCUGUUGAACACUGAACUUUUAGAACCAAAGCUCCUCCGACUGUCUGUCAAAUAAAAAUCACACCCUGUGAGAGUGAGGCUAGAGGAACGCUGUGGCCUGUCUGAGCUGAGCUAAGCCAUGGCAGGACGGACUGACGACUGCCGGACUUCAUGUGGCGACUCAGACGAAAGAGAGUGAACGAAGGAAAGAAAGAGAGGUCAGACACCGUAGACCCCAUCACAGACAGAACUCAACUGAGCACCUCUCAGGUCUGUUCAAGCUGGACUAUUCCUCCCUUCUUUCCUUCCUCUUUUCCUCCCCUCCUUUGAAAACGUCAAAAUUGGCUAGUUGUCUUUUCUUUUCCUGUGGAACGUCACCUGUUGGAAAGGAAGUGGACAGAAAGAAAGAAGCGCCACUCGCUCCGUCACCAGGCUGUUGUUCUCCCUGGUCAGUCGUUUGGAUUUCUAAUAUCUGUUUAUUUUUCUUGGAUGUUCUCAUUUUCCUCGUCAUUUUCAAAUCUCCGUCAUAAUUUGGCUAAAUGUAUUUAACAUCAAAGGACAAGUUGACUUUCACUCACUCCAAACAAUGGUGUCUUUUAUUUUGGAUAAAGAAUAAAGGGGUUCCGGUUGAUAAAGGCAGGAUGAAGCGAGUGUAUUUCUUGAGGACUUGCGCAUAUGCUUUAUAAGUGCUGCUUUGCUUCUGUAAGUCUGUUUUCCACUGAGUCACACACACAUAGAGAUACUCUUUGGCUCCUUUAGGAAACACUGAGAAUACAAGGAAACAUAGUAUCAUCGAAUAUGUUCAAAUGUCUUUUCUCUUGGGGUCUCUGAAGACGAGCUACGGUAAAAGUAGCUCUUUGAUAUUUUUCCUCCUUCCUUUUGUUUUGUUUUACUGGCUGUGCGACUAACAGUCUCUUCUGGAGGCUGUUGCAUCACCUCGUUUUACCCAAGCACCUUUGUUAUUUUAUUCUUUGCAAAAAAUAAAAUUGGUUUCAAACAUUA
Messenger RNA from Oncorhynchus masou masou (cherry salmon), 5481 nucleotides. RefSeq names its product cysteine rich transmembrane BMP regulator 1 (chordin-like) (gene crim1). NCBI's taxonomy places the organism in Eukaryota, Metazoa, Chordata, Actinopteri, Salmoniformes, Salmonidae. The transcript has 17 exons. The record is from RefSeq and is a predicted model, not a curated record. Gene Ontology annotation, molecular function: protein binding; serine-type endopeptidase inhibitor activity. Bases 760 to 3843 code for a protein of 1027 amino acids. Gene Ontology annotation, cellular component: plasma membrane; extracellular region.